Molecule: messenger RNA, 432 nt
Organism: Aspergillus fischeri NRRL 181
Lineage: Eukaryota; Fungi; Ascomycota; Eurotiomycetes; Eurotiales; Aspergillaceae
Exons: 2
Coding region: 1-432 (143 amino acids)
Molecular function (GO): nucleic acid binding
Source: RefSeq, a predicted model, not a curated record
AUGAAGGUCAAUGCCAAGCUUGGUGGUACUACUGCUCAGGCUGUGCCCAAAGUUACUGAAGCGACUUUACGUCCUCGCUCUCACUCCCCUCUGGGUGUCUGGGCGCCUUCCACAGCGGCAAUGUCGGUUUGCAUGGACACUUUCAGUGGUCGCUACUGGGGAUCCUGCGAGACUAAUGGAGACCGCCUUGAGAUCAUUGCCACUUCUAAUAUUGAGUAUGGAGUGUCCACUGGAGAGUCUGAGAAGGUCCUUAAGGAAGAGGUCUUUGAUAUAAAGAAAAUCUUGAUGAAGCUGAGCAAUGAUUACUUCAAGGGAAAGUUCACUGUUGUCAUAGCAAAUAAAUGUCAUCACCUGCGUGCCUUCCCACACCCUGGAGACCGUAACUCUGCAGAUUACAAUGGCAACCCUCUUCCUGGCACCUUGAUCACUUGA